AUGACUCGCUUUGAUGUCAUUCUCGGGAUGGAUUGGUUAGCCUUCUUUCAUGCUACAGUUGAUUAUUUCAGAGGAAGAGUCACGCCUUCAUCAUUGUAUGGAAUUCGUGAAUGGAGUCGUGGUGAUUACUUCUUGGCUAGUCUUCUAGCCGAAGAGGAGAAUGUUGUGGGAGAAAGUUAUCCGGCGGUUGUUUGUGAUUUUCUGGACGUGUUUCCAGAGGAUCUGACGGAGUUGCCUCCAUAUCGGGAAGUGGAGUUUACCAUUGAUUUGAUGCCUGGUGAAGGCCGAACAUCAGAGACCAGCAGGGUUGUUAUAACCAUUGCCUGUAGCACAAUGGAAAUGGGAACAGAUUGCGAUGGAUUUUAUGAUGCAGAGACACUUGGCGUUCUUUACGUGAAGGAAAUUGUAAGGUUACAUGGAGUUCCAGUAACCAUUGUGUCAGACAGGGAUGCUAAGUUCACUUCGAAGUUCUGGGAAGGACUUCAAACAGCGUUUGGUACAGUGUUUGGUUCAACGUUAAAUCUUAGCACGACAUUCCAUCCACAGACAGACGGCCAUUAUCAGGCGAGCAUAGAGAUGGCUCUAUUUGAGGCGUUGUAUGGCAGACCUUGUAGGUCUCCAAUUUGUUGGAUUGAGGUAGGUGAGACAGCUGCCUUAGGACCUGACAUUGUACUUGAGACUACCGAGAAAAUCAAAUUGAUCAGACAGAGGUUGCUCACAGCUCAGAGUCGACAGAAGAACUAUGCAGACAGGCGGAGACGACCACUAUCUUUUAAAGUAGGAUACCAUGUUUUUCUACGAGUUUCCCCAUGGAAAGGUUUAAUGAGGUUUGGGAAAAAUGGCAAGUUGUCGCCACAAUUCAUUGGACCAUUUGAGAUCUUGGACCAUGUAGGAGAGGUUACUUAUAGACUCGCUUUACCACCGCAGAUGGACAAGGUUCAUAAUGUUUUUCAUGUGUCGAUGCUACGGAAGUAUGAACCGGAUCCAUCUCAUAUUUUGGAUUGGGUCGAUGUGGACAUUGAUGAAGAUAUCUCCUAUCAAGAGGGACUAGUGCAGAUUCUUGACACACAACAGAAGGUGUUAAGGGUGAGGAAGCAGACAGGAAGGUUCAUUGCUCAAUUUCCUGCAAAUGACAUGUCCUUUACAGAAGGACAUGUACCAAGAGAACGGCUACCAACAGAUAUGUAA
Messenger RNA from Cornus florida, 1188 nucleotides. RefSeq lists its product as uncharacterized. The record is from RefSeq and is a predicted model, not a curated record. Lineage: Eukaryota; Viridiplantae; Streptophyta; Magnoliopsida; Cornales; Cornaceae. Gene Ontology annotation, molecular function: nucleic acid binding. The coding region runs from base 1 to 1188 and encodes 395 amino acids. The transcript is spliced from 6 exons.